AUGUUGCGUUCUUGCCUAUGCGGGUCUUGUCGUUUGAGGCUGCAGCUGUACAAGCACUGCAGCAGCGGCGCCUGCAGCAGCAGGAUCAGGAGUAUCAGCCGCAGCAGUAGCAGCAGGAGUGUGGGGGAGCAGCACGUGAGCAGCUCAGCAGCAGAGUUAAGCGCAGGUGAAGGCUGGGUGUUGUUUGGCUUGGGAUUUCUGGGUUUGCUGCCGCUGCCGCAGUGGCAGCAAUCUGCUGCAGGCCUUCCUAAUCUAGGGGAUAUAUCAUUCGCCGAUUUCUACGACUUAACAAACGGUUCUUUGAGCCCUGUGUCUGCGUUUCUGCUCCUUUUGCUGUUGCUGCUGUUGCUGUUGCUGCUGUUGCCAUCGCUGCUGUUCCUUUCUGCUGCAGCUCCGAACCAGGCUGCCAAAUUGCACUGCUUCGUUAGAGACGGCAGAGAGGAAGGGACAGCCGCAAAGUUGUCUCUGCUGCUAGAAGAAGAAAUACAGGCAUUUGUGCCUAAAGAUACUGUUGCUGCUGUUACUGCUGCUCGUACUGCUGCAACUGCUGCUGCUGCCACUCUUGCUGAGUUAGGUAGUGUUGCAGAAGAUCCAGCAGUGCUACUAACACCUCAUGCAGCAGACAAAUGUGUGCAGCAGAAGCAGCAACAUGCAGGCACCAGCAGCAGCAGCAGUGGGAUAGAAGCCGAGUCCUGCUGCUGCAGCGCGGAGACAGUAGCACUGCAGCAGCAGCAGCGGCUGCUGGCUCCUCAGAUUGUUGCAGAAGCAACAAAUGGAGGGGGCAUCCCCGCCAGCGGUGACGUGGAUGUCCGCGCGGACUUCGCAAACAAAAUCAUUGGAGGAGGCAUUCUAUACCAUGGGGCGCUGCAAGAAGAAAUAUUUUUUUCUGUCUGCCCCGAACUGCUGCUCCUGCGGCCUCUAUCGCAGCAUCUGCGUCGAGGAGAAGCAGCGCAUGCAUUUGGUUGUCUGCGAUUCUCCGACUAUAGAGGAUAUGCUGCCACCUUCAGGUGUCUCCUCAACAAACAAACCAGCAGCAGCAGCAGAAGCAGCAGCAGAAGCAGCAGCAAGAGCAGCAGGGGACCUCAAAGUGGACCCCAGCAGAAGGAACACACAGGGGGUGACACAGCAGCAGCAGCAACAGCACCAGCAGGAACUGCUGGGAGAGAGGAACUGGCUACGGGUCAUGCAGCGACAGGGGGCAGUUUACUGCUCUCUCUCGACUCAGAUGAUGAAGGGGACAGACAGACAGGGAUCGCCGACGAUCCAAUCCCAGAGGCGACAGCAGCAACAGCAACAGCAAAAGCAGCAGGACCAGUAGCAGCGGCAAAGGAGUGGGAGGGCAUAGAAGGCGUGGAAGCCCUAGACUCAACCCCGUUGCUGCUGCAGUGGCUGCUGCCUGUGCAUGCAUACCGCUGCAACCGCCAGCAGCAUAACCCUCCAAAUCCGCACGUACAGACGAAACCAGAAUCAGACACAAAGAUAGAGAUGGAGUCAGAGACAACUGCAGCAGCAGCAGCAGCAAGAGCAGCAGCAUCAGCAGCAAAACUGCAACGAGGGCAUCUUCGCCUGGAUCCUCCACUGCUACGGGUUCAGUGCGCCUCUCUAGUAGCUAUCUUCGAUGCUGCCCGUUUUGGGGCUUCCCGAUCUGUACAAGCAGAAGCAGCAGCAGCAGUGGGUGCAGCAGAGGGUCUGCCUGGUGCUUCUAGCAACACCCAAGCAGCAGCAAAAGAAGUGCUGCCGCGAGCGCAGCAGUUCUCCGUCCCCCUAAUGCUAAGAGAAAUACAAAAAGUCUCCGCUGCGCUCCACCUGCCCGUGCUGCCCGUUUUGGGGCUUCCCGAUCUGUACAAGCAGAAGCAGCAGCAGCAGUGGGUGCAGCAGAGGAUCUGCCUGGUGCUUCUAGCAACACCCAAGCAGCAGCAAAAGAAGUGCUGCCGCGAGGGCAGCAGUUCUCCGUCCCCCUAA
This is a messenger RNA of Eimeria mitis, 1962 nucleotides long. RefSeq lists its product as uncharacterized. Gene Ontology annotation, biological process: ATP generation from poly-ADP-D-ribose; regulation of DNA repair; nucleotide-sugar metabolic process. Bases 1 to 1962 code for a protein of 653 amino acids. Lineage: Eukaryota; Apicomplexa; Conoidasida; Eucoccidiorida; Eimeriidae. The transcript is spliced from 6 exons. The record is from RefSeq and is a predicted model, not a curated record. Gene Ontology annotation, cellular component: cytoplasm; nucleus. Gene Ontology annotation, molecular function: poly(ADP-ribose) glycohydrolase activity.